AUGUGGAACCAAAAGAUCGCGAUGGUAUGGCGGCGCUUCAUUUUGCUGCCGAGUCGGACUACUUGGACGUCGUUGAGGUACUUCUCCAACAGGAUCCGAACACCAACUCGGUGGCACACAAAGACAGACACCAUUGAUGUUAGCGGGCAGAGCUGGUCAAAGAAAAGUUAUCCCUCACGUCAUCAAGACUCUAGUCAGGUUGGUUGCUAA
Molecule: messenger RNA, 210 nt
Organism: Colletotrichum costaricense
Lineage: Eukaryota; Fungi; Ascomycota; Sordariomycetes; Glomerellales; Glomerellaceae
Exons: 2
Coding region: 1-210 (69 amino acids)
Source: RefSeq, a predicted model, not a curated record